CUCAACCCUUCCUUCCUUAUCACACACACACACACCCUUUCUCUUCUUCCUUUCUUUCUUCUACCUUCUUCCUUCUUCUUUCUUCCUUUCUCUCUAUUUGUAUUGGAUUACACCCUUCAUUUCAAAAUCCUCUCUUAUUUUCCUUUUCAAAUUCUUAUAUUAACUCUCUCUCUCUCUUCAUUAUCCAUUAUAUUCUUCCCAAAUUUCCCCUCUAAAUUUCUCUUCUUCUUUCUCAAGUUAAUUUGACCCCAAAAAUGGCACCAAGAAACAACCAUGGCAAGCCUAAAGGUGAUAAGAAGAAGAAGAAAGAAGAGAAGGUUCUUCCAGUUGUUAUGGACAUCUCUGUCCUUCUUCCUGAUGAGACCCAUGUUGUCUUAAAGGGAAUAUCUACGGACAAAAUAAUAGACGUUCGUCGCCUACUAUCUGUCAAGACCGAGACAUGCAAUAUUACAAAUUUCUCCCUUGCUCACGAGGUAAGAGGGCCCCGCUUAAAGGAUUCGGUGGACGUGUCCGCACUGAAACCCUGCACCUUAACGUUGGUGGAAGAGGACUACGACGAGGAGCUUGCGGCGGCGCACGUCCGGCGACUCCUUGACGUCGUCGCUUGCACCACGUGUUUUGGAACGUUACAGUCGGGGAAGGAUCAGAAUGGCGGUAAGUUCGAUGGCAAUGGCAGGAACUCGUCCGGUUCGCUGGAUAAGAACGCCAAAAAGUCUCCGAACUCCGCCGGUUCGGCCGGCUCCGGUAAGUUCGACGGGUCUGCAGCCAAGCAAGAUGAGUCGGAGGCGGAGAUCAGCCAUUCGUGCCCUAAACUUGGAACGUUCUAUGAUUUUUUCUCUCUCUCCCACCUCACGCCUCCACUCCAAUUUAUACGGAGAGUAACUAAGCAGCAGGUCGAUGGGAUUUUGCCAGAUGAUCAUCUCUUCUCGCUCGAAGCAAAGCUUUGCAAUGGGAAGGUUGUGCGAGUGGAAUCUUGCAGGAAGGGGUUCUUUUGUGUUGGAAAACACCGGAUUUUGAGUCACAACCUGGUUGAUUUGUUACGCCAGCUCAGUAGAGCCUUCGAUAACGCAUAUAGUGAUCUCAUCAAAGCAUUCACAGAACGCAACAAGUUUGGAAAUCUUCCUUACGGCUUUAGAGCCAACACAUGGCUUGUUCCUCCCGUGUCAGCACAAUCGCUUUCAGUUUUCCCUCCUCUCCCUGUGGAAGAUGAAACUUGGGGAGGAAAUGGAGGUGGUUUAGGAAGGGAUGGUAAAAGUGACUUGAUACCAUGGGCCAGUGAGUUUCUAUUUCUUGCAUCUAUGCCUUGCAAGACGGCAGAAGAAAGACAGAUUCGGGAUAGAAGGGCAUUCCUUCUGCACAGCCUUUUUGUUGAUGUUGCCAUUUUCAGAGCCAUUAAAGCAAUUAAACUUGUUAUAGGAAUGUCAAAGGUGGACCAUUUAGUUUCAGACGGUGAAGUCCUCUUUACCGAGAGGGUAGGGGAUUUAAAAGUUACGGUCACAAAGGAUCUUCCUGAUGCAAGUUGCAAGGUAGAUACCAAAAUCGAUGGAAUACAAGCCAUUGGAAUGGACCAAAGGAACUUAGUGGAAAAGAAUUUAUUGAAGGGAAUCACUGCUGAUGAAAAUACUGCUGCCCAUGAUACUGCAGCCCUAGGUGUCAUAAAUGUGAGAUAUUGUGGUUAUAUCUCCAUAGUGAAAAUUGAGGAGAAAGAGAACGAGAAAGUUAGUUCUCAAUAUCAAAGCAUUGAACUUCUUGAGCAGCCUGAAGGUGGUGCCAAUGCCCUCAACAUUAACAGUUUGAGGUUAUUACUUCACCAAACUACACCUUCAGAGCAUAACAAAUCUCUCACUCAUUUGCAAAGUAUGGAUCAAGAAGAGCUUGGUGCUGCCCAAGCUUUUAUAGAGAAACUAUUAAAAGAAAGCCUUGCCAAGCUCGAAAAAGAGGAGAUACGGUCUAAUCAUUUUGUUAGAUGGGAACUUGGAGCCUGCUGGAUUCAACAUUUGCAAGAUCAAAAGACCACAGAAAAAGAUAAGAAACCAUCCAGUGAAAAGGCCAAGAAUGAAAUGAAGGUGGAGGGACUUGGGACACCUCUCAAAUCUCUUAAGAAUAAGAAAAAGCAAGAUAUGAAAACAUUAAAGAUGCAGUCUGGAAAUGAUUCCAGUUCAGAUGGCAUGACUGGUGAAGUCAACGAUGCUACCUCGUGUGAAGCUGAAAACGAAAAAAAAUCAAAAGAAAAUGAAAUAGCAUUGAGGAGGAAGUUGUCCGAAGAGGCCUUUGAUCGGCUGAAAAAUUUAGACACUGGUUUGCAUUGCAAGUCCAUGCAAGAAUUAGUUGACUUGUCCCAGAAUUAUUACGUGGAAGUGGCUCUUCCAAAACUGGUAUCGGAUUUUGGUUCUUUAGAGCUUUCACCAGUUGAUGGCCGUACUCUAACAGAUUUCAUGCACACAAGAGGUCUUCAGAUGCGUUCACUUGGUCAAAUUGUCAAGCUUUCAGAGAAGCUCUCGCAUGUGCAAUCACUUUGCAUACAUGAGAUGAUAGUACGGGCUUUUAAGCAUAUUCUUCGGGCUGUCAUUGCUGCUGUUGACAUUGAUAAAAUGGAUGUUUCUGUCGCCGCCACAUUAAACUUGCUCCUUGGGGUUCCUGAAAGUGGAGAACCACUGAAGCCUUGCAAUGUCCACUCCCUUGUCUGGAGAUGGCUGGAGCUGUUCUUAAUGAAGCGAUAUGAAUGGGACAUAAGCAGUUUCAACUACAGAGAAUUAAGAAAAUUUGCAAUUUUGCGUGGCAUGUGUCACAAGGUGGGUAUUGAGCUGGUUCCACGAGAUUUUGAUAUGGAUUCUCCAUUUCCGUUCCAAAAAUCGGAUGUUGUAAGCUUGGUCCCAGUGCAUAAGCAAGCAGCAUGUUCAUCUGCAGAUGGAAGGCAACUUUUAGAGUCUUCAAAAACAGCUUUAGAUAAAGGAAAACUUGAGGAUGCUGUAACCUACGGUACAAAGGCUCUCGCAAAACUCGUUGCAGUUUGUGGUCCCUAUCAUCGCAUGACAGCUGGAGCUUACAGCCUCCUUGCUGUAGUUUUAUAUCACACUGGUGAUUUUAAUCAGGCUACUAUUUACCAGCAAAAAGCCCUGGAUAUAAAUGAGAGAGAAUUGGGACUUGAUCAUCCAGAUACAAUGAAGAGUUAUGGGGAUUUAGCUGUUUUUUAUUACAGACUUCAGCAUACAGAGUUAGCUCUUAAGUAUGUAAAACGUGCUCUCUAUCUUUUACAUCUCACUUGUGGCCCCUCUCAUCCAAACACUGCUGCAACAUACAUCAAUGUGGCUAUGAUGGAGGAAGGGCUUGGAAAUGUGCAUGUUGCCCUCAGAUAUCUCCACAAAGCUCUCAAGUGUAACCAAAGAUUACUUGGUCCGGAUCAUAUUCAGACAGCAGCAAGCUACCAUGCUAUAGCCAUUGCACUCUCACUAAUGGAAGCAUACCCUUUAAGUGUUCAACAUGAGCAGACAACCUUGCAAAUUCUGCGAGCAAAGCUGGGCCCGGACGAUCUACGCACUCAAGAUGCUGCUGCUUGGCUAGAAUACUUUGAGUCCAAAGCUUUUGAACAACAGGAAGCUGCAAGGAAUGGUACUCGGAAGCCUGAUGCAUCAAUAGCUAGUAAAGGCCACUUAAGUGUAUCCGAUUUGCUUGACUACAUAAAUCCCAGUCAUGAUGCCAAAGGGAGGGAUGCAGCAACAAAGAGGAAAAACUAUUUUGUGAAGUUAAAGGGAAGAUCUGACCAUAGUGCAAGCUUGGCACAUGGUGAUGAAUCUCCUCAAGAGAACUCAAAAGAGGUUUCUGAUGAAGAGACACUUGUACUUGGACCAGGAGAUGGUCCGAGUACAGAUGAGGAGACUACCACACCAGUCGAAGCCCAACAACCUGUUACUGAGGAAGCUGCUGAGGAAAGGCCAAAAAUAGUAGUUGAUGUCAUAUCUGAACUCCACCCUGAAGGAGAAGAGGGAUGGCAACCAGUUCAAAGACCAAGAUCAGCUGGGUCAUAUGGGCGGCGGCUGAAGCAACGUCGAGCCACUUUUGGCAAGGUCUUUAGUUAUCAGAAGAUGAAUAUAGAUGUUGACAGUGAAUCUCACAAAUUGAAGAAUAAUAAUCCGAACAGUCGAUUAUAUGUGUUAAAGAAAAGAACAAUAUCCCAUGGUAGUUAUACAGAUCAUCAUUCUAUGAAUUCCUAUCAAGGUUCCAAAUUUGGGAAGAGAUUAGUCAAAACUUUGACUUACAGGGUUAAGUCAAUUCCCUCAUCUACAGAAACUGCUGCAGCAGUGGUGCCUGCCACUGAAACUGCUGACAAGGUCGGUUCUUCAGUAGAACCUGGUAGAACCUCGACUCCAAUUGAUGCUAGUUCAUUGAAGAAUACAAUAGUCAGCCUUGGAAAAUCACCUUCAUACAAGGAAGUGGCUGUGGCCCCACCAGGUACUAUUGCCAUGUUGCAGGUCAAGGUUCCUCAGAGUGAUACAACUGGUGCUGAGGAACUUAGAGUUGAGAUACAUGAAGAAAAAUCAAAUGAAAUUAAGGAAAUCUCUGAUGGUUCUAUUGUGGAAUCUUCAGGUUUCUUGAAAGAGGAAGAACAAGUUGAGGAGAAGAAUGAUGAAACUCAGGCGGGACAUACUGUGGAAAAUAACCCUUCUCAAAUGGUAUCUGAGCCCGUGGAAGGACUACAAUCUUGUGUUAAUGAUGUGACUGAAGUUGUGGAGGACAAUGUACCUAAUGAGAGCAUGUCCUAUCCUGUUGGCUCUUCUGAAAGUGGACCCGCUGUGGAGGAUCUAUCACACGGCCCUGAAUCCGACAAUUUUGACUCCCAUGAACAAGUUGAGGAUUCAAAGGACAAGUCGUCAGUUCUAAGUUCUGGUGAGACUCGAGGACUCAAUAAUAAGAAAUUAUCUGCUUCUGCAGCUCCAUUUAACCCAUCGCCAGUUAUCAUACGUGCUGCACCUGUAGCCAUGAAUAUAACAAUUCCUGCUGGUCCUCGUGCUAUUCCACCUAUUGCACCUUGGCCAGUAAACAUGAAUAUUCACCCAGGGCCUGCUUCAGUAUUGCCAACAAUUAAUCCAUUAUGCUCAUCUCCUCACCAACCAUACCCAUCCCCUCCACCAACCCCUGGUAUGAUGCAGUCCAUGCCCUUCAUAUACCCUCCUUAUUCCCAACCACAGGCAAUACCAACUUACACUCAGCCUUUAUCUGUACCUGGUUAUUCCCAACCAGUACCAACCAGUACAUUUCCUGUAACCACCAGUGCUUUUCAUCCCAAUCCUUUUACUUGGCAGUGCAGUGUGAACACUAACCCAUCGGAAUGUGUUCCAGGCACAGUUUGGCCUGGUAGCCAUCCACCAGAGUUUUCUGUCCCAUCACCUGUCGAUCCUGUUAAUGAUUUCAUGAAAGAUUUGAAUGUCAACUGUGAUGAUUCUUUGAAAGUUCUGCCAGCAGAUAUUGACAGCCUAGGAGAAGCUAAAACGGAAAAUAAUUCUCUGGCAUCUGAGCGUAUGGUUAGUGAAAAUGGAGGUGCUGGGAUUGGUUUAGAGAACGUGGAACAAAAGUGUCAUUCAAAUCCAUGUAUGGUUGAAAGUUCAACCAUUGAACGCAUACAAAAAUCCAUUUUAAAUGGAAAUGUGGAAAGCAGUAGAGAAAAUGUUGAUGGUGAGAAAACCUUCAGCAUUUUGAUAAGGGGAAGAAGAAACCGGAAACAGACUCUCAGAGUGCCAAUCAGUUUGCUAAAUCGACCUUACGGCUCACAGUCAUUCAAAGUAAAUUAUAACAGAGUGGUUAGAGGAAGUGAUCUUCCUAAGUAUACCAACUAUUCAGCAAGCAAAGAAUGUACAGCUAGUGCAACAUAGCUGUAGGUUGUGUCAUUCUUGCAGACAGAUCGUUCAAAGAUAGACAAGGAUAUUGCUGAUAUUAUGGUCCUGUAAGCAAAUGGAGUAACUGGAACUGGAUGUCUUCUGGCUUCAUGUUUACGUAUCAUCCCUGCCUUGUCACUUUCAUGAUUCAAACGAACUCUGAGAACAAUUGAGGCAUGAUAAACACAUCUGGUGAAGAAUUAAGCAGAUCUUAAAGGUGAUUCUUCAUUAUAUAGUUGGAAAUUGGAUCACAUCAUUCAAAGAUAAGUUGGUUUCUGGCUUUGGGAUAAUAGUGAAGCAUUGAUUUUGGUAGGGUAGUUUAAAACUGUAUACCACUAAUUAUUUCAUUUAUGUUUGACCCAUAAACUUUUCAUUCCUUUUUUUUUUUCCAUGAUCAAGUUGAUUAGAACCUUUUUUAUGUUCUAAUGACAUAACAAUGAGCCAAAAGAAUAAGGAAUUGCUCCCAUUAAUAUCUUGAGCUUUCUAAUGUUGUCUGAUUUUGAGUUGUUAUUUUUAUUUGUGAGGUUUCUUCUGGUAUUGUCAAGAGAUUUGUGGGCUGGUACUUCUUUCUGGUGAUUUAGGAUUUGUGAUAUUUGUGGUCCAAAA
This is a messenger RNA of Benincasa hispida (wax gourd), 6476 nucleotides long. NCBI's taxonomy places the organism in Eukaryota, Viridiplantae, Streptophyta, Magnoliopsida, Cucurbitales, Cucurbitaceae. The record is from RefSeq and is a predicted model, not a curated record.